CAGAGAUGAACUGCGCGCAGGCGCACUCUUCUGCCUCCUGGGCUGAAGAGGUGGGGCCCCUUAUCUUGACUCGGGGAAGUGGCACCCUCUAUCCUUCUCUGGGGCUAAGAUGUGGAAACUGUGCCCGUCCGAUGAGGCCGCAGGAGGACCGUUGUAUCGGCUUCUAGUUGGUGUUGAGUAUGUUGUUGGACGAAAGAAUUGUGGAAUUUUAAUUCAGAAUGAUCAGUCAAUCAGCCGAAGUCAUGCAGUUCUUUCAGUUAAACAUCCCCAAAUGAAUCUUAGUCAAUCUUCAUCAUUUCCUGAAUUAAGUUUAAAAGACACUUCAAAAUAUGGUACCUUUGUUAAUGGAGAAAAGCUACAGAAUGGCAAUACUGUAACAUUAAAUACUGGUGACAGAAUCACUUUUGGAGUCUUUGAAAGCAAAUACAGAGUAGAAUAUGAACCACUGGUAGUGUGUUCUUCCUGCUUAGAUGUUUUGCAGAAAAAUAUUUUAAAUACAAAUAUUCUUCAGCUGGGUGGCCAUGUAGUGAAUGAGUGGAACGAAGACUGUACCCAUCUUGUUAUGGUUCUAGUUAAAGUUACUGUGAAGACAAUAUGUGCGCUGAUUUGUGGUCGACCAAUUAUGAAGCCGGAAUAUUUUGAUGAAUUAAUCAAAGCCAUUCAAGCAAAGCAACAGUUACCACUGCCUGAAAGAUUUUUUCCAAAAGUUGAUGAACCAAGUAUUGAGAAUGAAAAUAUAGAUCUCAUCAAAUGUCCUAGAAGAAGAACUAUUUUCAGAGGAAAAAAAUUUAUGUUUCUAACAGCAAAGCAGCAUGCAAAAUUGAGUUCAGCAAUUAAGCUUGGAGGAGGAGAAGCAAGACUGUUGACUGACAAAACAGAAGCUGCUGCUGCUGCUUUAAUAACAUCUAACACUUGUGUCAUUGAAGUAGGAUCUACAAACUCCCAACCAUCAGUUUCUACCUUGGACAAAAAAUGGAUUGAUAAUAUCACAGCUGUCUUGCAAAGGAAGAAUUAUAGAACAAUCUCAGAGGCAGAAAUUGGUUUAGCAGUUAUUUUUGCAUCUACAGAAAAAUACUGUAAUCCUCAAAUUUCACCCAGUGGAGAUAUAAAAACUGCUACUGUCCCUGAACAAAGUCAAUCUCAGAGUGUAGCAGUGGAGGAAACAACAAUGCCUUCCAGCCAAGAGGACAUCAGUGCAUUUGUAGAUGAUACAGAAAUGGAUGAAGUGAUGGACACAUUACUUGUGGAAUUAUCGCAAGAGAAAACAAAGCCUGAAAUUCAGUCACAGGAUAUAAUUACUGUUAGGGAGACUCCAGAAGGAACAGGCAGGUUAAACAGAGAGAGAAUCCUGCCCCAGUUAAAGAAGACACAUGGAGCUGACUUCACCAAUUCAGCAUGUUUACCUUCUGAAAUUUCAAGUCAUAGCAGGAACAGGGAGAAAGAUUCUCAGCAACUCAAUUUGAUUAAAAAUUACUUUCAGCCCACUGUUAAAAAAAGAGAAAGGAAUGAGGAAUUAGAAACACCAUUAUCAAAACAUGCAAAGAUGAAUAAGAAGUCAUCACAGGUUUCCCAUCAAACACUAUCUGUACCUUUUUUGCUACGGGAAAAUAAUGUGGAUUCUCAAAAAGGACAGUGUGCAGCAACACAAGGAGUAAGUGACUCAAACAUGGUCUCAAGAAAAACUUUAAUAUUGGAAAAUAACAAGUUAAAGCAAAUAGGAAUGGAAACUAUCCCUGAUGAAACACCUGCAUCAAAAAAGAGAAAGAAAAUAGAGGACCCUGUGGAAGAUGAAGCUUCUUUAGAACUUGUAUUUGCAAGCCAAGAGUUGUACCCAGAAGAGAAUAUAGGAGAUCAGGAUGAGAAAAACUCUCAGAAUGCAAAGAAGAAAGUGAAACUGGAUCUUACAGAAACCACUGUAAGAAACAAAGAAACAAAAAUAGAAUCUACUAAAUUUUGGGAAAAAAAUGAGGAAUCCCUUCCAGCAGAAAGCCAGAAAGAAGAAAUCAAAGAGGAACCACCAAAACCUAAUCCAGGUAAAUGUGGAAAUGAUUCAAGUUAUCUCCCUAGUAAAGUUUUGCUAAUGGAAUUUAAAUCAUUGGUUGUUACCCAACCAAAGAAAAUCCUUCCUCCAGCAAAUUCAGACUACGGGCAUCUAAACAACUUUAAAAAAUUUAAAAAGAUUCCUUAUCCUGGGGUAGGGAGGCUCCCAAAUAUUAUUGGAGGAUCAGAUCUGAUUGCUCAUCAUGCUAGAAGAAACCCUGACAUGGAAAAUUGGUUGAGACAAGAAAUGGAGGAGCAGAAUUGUCAAACAAGAGAAGAAUCACUUGCAGAUGAUCUGUUCCGGUAUGAGCCACGAAUAAAAAGAAGAUAAUUGUACCUCUAAUUGCUUGCUAGUAAUAAACUGUAGUAUCCAAGAGUUACUUUAUAAUCUAUCACAUCUGCUGAAAAUGCGACUAUCAGAAACAGAACUUGUGGAUCCAAAACUAGCCAAUUUUCUCGUAGCCUUUGAAAUAUUAACGUAAAGGAAAAUAUUCAACAUCUAGUCUGAGCAGGAGAGGAAUUUUAAGCUUCCUGCAUUUGCAUAAUUUUCAAGCCUCUUCCAACCUUGUUACUAUUUACUGAAAUUCUCCCACCUACGUUUGUGCUGCAGGUCGGGUACAAGGAAUUGUGGGAAAUGUGGUUUUCCCAGCCUAGAAAACCCAUUGAGUAGCACUGAGAAUCUUGCUUUCCAUAUUUCCAUUAAAUACACAGUUGUAGCAUGUGAUGAAAACGAGUGGAUGAGGGAGUAUCCAGACAGUUGUUCUUGGAGUAGCUAGAAGAUUUAGCGAGAGAGGCACAGAAAGAGGCAGGUGAUUCUGAAAGUUGCCAUGCACCUGUAGGAUCAUGGGAGCAAGAUAUUGUGCUGAUAUUAGAGAUUUUGUCUGAACAAUCUUGGAACCAAUCUUGAAAACACCAAGCUUUUAAUAGCAUUCCAACAUAGGAAAGUUGUGGUUUUGGAGUUUUUGCUGACCAGGAGUUUGUUCAUUGUCAGAUACUGAACUUAAUACGUUUUAUGUCUUUAGAAUUCCAUUUCAAGCCAUGCUUUAAGAACUUUCUAUGAAAGCCUUCGUUUUUAUAAAAAAGAAAUGGAGGUACCACAUUUUUAAAAGGUAACUUUGAAGUUUGUGUUUAAUUUAUGCAUUGCAGCAGUUUCUAUUUAUAAAAGAUGGCCCUUUUAAUAAGUCACACUUAUGAAACAUAAGUGUAAAUCAGAUGUUACAGACUACUCCCUGUAAUAUUUAACUCUCUUAACCAGUUCUAAGAAAAAGAUCCUGAUCAGGGAAUUAGAAGUAGGAUGUGCUUCAAAUUCCUUUCACAAUGGAUUUUCGGGGAGUUUCUGCCUCCUCAAAUAUGCUAUAAAAAGGUCUUUUUUUAGUAUCAUAUUUUAAAUUUAGGAAUUUUCACUGUCAAUUUGAAUCACUCCAGUAUAGAUUUGCACUACAUAUUAUGCUGGAUAAAUGAAUAUUUUGUUGGUUUAGCUGAGUUAUUUUCAAUUGGAGAAUCAUACUACAAAGCAGCCAUUUGUAUAAACUAACCAAUAAAUGUUUUCUGUGAGGAAAUGUGCCUUUUU
Pseudonaja textilis is the source of this 3610-nucleotide messenger RNA. It is a transcript of the gene NBN, whose product is annotated as nibrin. Gene Ontology annotation, molecular function: protein binding; damaged DNA binding. Gene Ontology annotation, biological process: mitotic G2 DNA damage checkpoint signaling; double-strand break repair via homologous recombination; telomere maintenance. The record is from RefSeq and is a predicted model, not a curated record. Gene Ontology annotation, cellular component: Mre11 complex; nucleus. NCBI's taxonomy places the organism in Eukaryota, Metazoa, Chordata, Lepidosauria, Squamata, Elapidae.